AUGCAGACGUGUGACGGCGGAUGGCUGAUGCUUUGCAACGAAGUUCGUGCGUCCCGCAGGUAUUUGCAAGUUAACGUGUUUGUUGCCCUUCCAUUUCGUUCUCCUCAGCUCCCCCCAUCUUAUUCCCUCCUCAGUGGCCACCAGGUAGAGGAAACAACCAGCAGUAAGGGUGAAGAAAGUCGUAAGGUUACCCCUGCCAUUAUAUUUUUGCUUCUGCCUUCGUUCACUCGGGAACUGCCUUUGUUUCCCAAGUGCUCUUUUUGUCAUACCAUCUGUGAGGGGAAAAAAAACAAGGAAGGUUUACGGGUUAGCUUGUAA
Molecule: messenger RNA, 318 nt
Organism: Trypanosoma brucei brucei TREU927
Lineage: Eukaryota; Euglenozoa; Kinetoplastea; Trypanosomatida; Trypanosomatidae
Exons: 1
Coding region: 1-318 (105 amino acids)
Source: RefSeq, a predicted model, not a curated record